Dipodomys ordii (Ord's kangaroo rat) is the source of this 2643-nucleotide messenger RNA. RefSeq names its product radial spoke head 10 homolog B (Chlamydomonas) (gene Rsph10b). Lineage: Eukaryota; Metazoa; Chordata; Mammalia; Rodentia; Heteromyidae. The transcript has 19 exons. The record is from RefSeq and is a predicted model, not a curated record.
AUGGAGAAAGAAAAGAAGAAAGGAGACAAAAAAGGAGAUAAGUCAACCCGUUCUCCCUCCUCUCUCUCUGAUUAUCCAGACUUUUCCAAGCAAGAUGGCAGUGCUAUUAGGCAAGAGCUGCCCUCAGCAGGUGCCAGCCUGCCGUUGGAAGUGUCAUCCACCCCACCAGUCCCCAAAAGAGAAUCGGAAAGUAUUCCUGAUACUGAAGAUGCCACUCAGUUCGAAGAGCCUGUUCUAACCAAGCUCAUAGUGGAAAGGUACCAAGGGGAGAAGAUCCGAGGGCUGUAUGAGGGAGAAGGCUUUGCUGAGUUUCAAGGUGGCGCCACCUACCGUGGAAUGUUUUCAGAAGGCCUCAUGCAUGGCCCAGGGACUUACAUUUGGGCCGAUGGAGUGAAGUAUGAGGGGGACUUUGUGAAAAACAUCCCAAUGAACCAUGGCACGUAUACGUGGCUGGAUGGCAGCACAUAUGAAGGCGAGGUGAUCAACGGCAUCAGGAAUGGAUUCGGCAUCUUCAAGUUCAGCAAGAAGCCUGUGUCCUACAUGGGCUACUGGUGUGACGGCAAGAAGCAUGGCAAGGGCACCGUUUAUUACAAUCAAGAGGGCACCUCAUGGUAUGAGGGAGACUGGGUAUACAAUGUGAAGAAGGGCUGGGGAAUCAGACGUUACAAAUCUGGAAACAUCUAUGAAGGCCAAUGGGAUGACAACCUUCGGCAUGGGGAGGGAAGGAUGCGAUGGCUGACCACCAACGAGGAGUACAUGGGCCACUGGGACAGGGGGGUGCAGAAUGGCUUUGGAAAAUACACAUGGUUUCAAAAGAGAAUCCCCAACUCCCAGUACACCAUGAGGAACGAGUACAUCGGGGAGUUCGUGGACGGGUGUCGCCAUGGACAGGGGAAGUUUUACUAUGCCAGUGGAGCCAUUUUUGAGGGCGAGUGGAUUUGUAAUAAGAAGCAUGGUGCGGGCAAACUGACUCUCAAGAACGGCCAUGUGUUUGAAGGCUUGUUUUCCAAUGACCACAUCACACACCUUCCAGAUUUUGAUGCUGAAUUUGUACCUUACCUGGAGCCCUCCUCUAGCAAGGCCCCGGUCAGCAAGGAGGCUGGACACAUGUCUCCAUCCGCCACCCGCCAGGACUGUCCCCGCAUGCUGGAGAUGACCAAAAACCUGAUCGACAGAGACGGUCCUUCCAUAUUAGGAUCGGCCGUCGAGUUGGAGCUCUCUUGGUUAUUGAAUAUGUACCCUAAGGAGGUGCAGGCCGAAGAGAAGCUCCAGGUGGAAUGCGCCAUCUUAAGAAACAUUACAGAGUUAAGAAGAAUCUAUUACUUCUACAGCAGUCUGGGGUGUGACCACUCUCUGGAUAACACCUUCCUGAUGACACAGCUCCGCUUCUGGAGAUUUCUAAAGGACUGCAAGUUCCAUCACCACAAUAUCACAAUUGCCGAGAUGGACAGGGUCUUAAGCACCAAUAACAGCAUCCCUGUAGAAGAGAUUCACUCUCCCUUCCGAACAAUUCUUCUGAGAAACUUUUUGAGUUACCUCCUGCAGCUGGCUUACCACAUUCACCACAAAGAAUACCAAAACAGAAGCCCAUUGCUGUCUCUGUGCUUUACCAAACUGAUGGCUGAGAACAUUCGCCCCAACGCCUGCCAGGUAAGAGGAAACUUAUUCAGUGAGCAACAGCGGACGCUGUACUCCAUGAAUUACAUCGAUAAGUGCUGGGAGAUUUACAUGGCUUACUGCAGACCCAGCAGAGCUCAGCCCUACGAGCUCACAAUGAAGAUGAGGUACUUCCUCUGGAUGCUAAAUGACUUCAGAAUGAUAAAUAAAGAACUAACAGCAACCAAGUUUAUGCUCGUAAUAGCUGAGGACAACCCCUUUGUACAUGAUGGAAUCGACAGCAACUUUGAGUUUGAGUUGGUUUUCCUGGAAUUCUUCGAAGCUCUCUUGUGCUUUGCGGUCAACUGUAUUCCUGACCAACUGACCGAGUCCUGUUUAAACCUGCCCUGCACUAAUUUGCUUGGAAACAAACACGUGAGCAUUUACACGAUAAUAAGCCAGACCCACAGGAGCACCAGCGCUGGCAGCCCCGAGUCCGACAUUGUUCAUUUGAGCAGCAAGUCCUCUUCAACCAAGUUGGGAGUCCUGCCUGAAGGCAAAAUCAAAAGAUCCGAGGUCUGUGUCCCAGAUGGGCUGUAAGCAAGCAAACUAAGUAAAAACAUGAGGUCCUCAGUUCAAGACUUGGUAUGGGGCUCUCCCCACAAAGAGAAACACGAGAAAAGCCUGGAUGAACAGAAGGAGAAGGUGAACACAUGGGUCAGCAGGCUGUACAUGUUCUUCGUGAACAGGCUCUUCCAUGCCUUCAAGUGCGAGGAAGUCAUCAAGGAGAAGAUGAAGGAAAAGCAGCAGCAAGACGCCAUCCUUGCCCAGCAGAGGAAGGCGGAAGAGGAGGAGCUAGAAGCGAGGAUGAUCAUCUUAAGGACGGAGGAGAUAAAGAAAAAGGAGUCCCCAAUUGAGAUCCCUGAGGAGAGGGAGCCUGCAGAUAUGCUGCCCAUACUCCCGCUGCUCACACUCGGCUCCCCCAAGGAAGACAGGGCUAUGUCCCAAGUCAGCAGGAUCGGCCGAAACAAAAAGAAGAAGAAGUAG